Messenger RNA from Pseudomassariella vexata, 722 nucleotides. RefSeq lists its product as uncharacterized. Lineage: Eukaryota; Fungi; Ascomycota; Sordariomycetes; Amphisphaeriales; Pseudomassariaceae. The coding region runs from base 144 to 644 and encodes 166 amino acids. The record is from RefSeq and is a predicted model, not a curated record. The transcript has a single exon.
GUACGCAUUGCGAACAUCGAACAAUGCACUAAUUGCUAACUAUAUCAGGGCAUUGGCUAUCUUCAUUGCAUCGACAUUUGUGUUCGUCUCGUUUCAUGUGAAGGCGAUGAGGUAUAAAAUUCGCUUGUACUAGGCGCCGUAAUAUGUGGCUGAUGGGCGACAGGUUCCUCAUACUCACGGUUCCCUUGGUGUUUAUACUUGUGGUGAUCAUGGCCCCAUGGCCUCAGCUCUCAGUCGAGUAUUUCGCGGUGCGGAUACCUCCUUUAUUGACCGUGUCGGUUGGCUUAGCCGUGUUCGUAGCAGAACAUCUUCCAGCCAUAUACAAAUUUCUGAAACUGCCCGAGACGGAUCAGCCCAACCACAGCGGAGCCGAAGCUUUCCAACAAGCGCCAUUUUCGCAUCUGAAAGAACACGAGCUGUGCUGCAUGGCAGGGCCGCCUAGCCGCAACGCGUCAAGUCACACCUCGGAUCCCUCACUCUCGGAGCGAGGGGUGGUGAGAUCGGAGUGGAAUUCAGAGAUCCGCCAAUUUUUUGUCACCUCGGGAUCUGGCCAUGCGAACGACACAAUCGCGAGUAUACCUUCACACAGCAUGGACCACUUCAUCCAUGGCAACGAAAAAAAAGACCGAUUGCCGCCGCAGUAACUUCAGACACGCUGGACCGGGAAGUCUCGACUGGAUCGGGGUCGCCAGUCAAACCCCCCCCAGACCCCAUUGUAACAU